AUGCCCGAGCUCCUAGAUACAAAGAUGGGGGAAGUAUCUCUCAACGAGGAGACAAAGUACCAGCGUACUCCUUUCGGAAAGGAAAUGCUCAAGAAUUUCCUCUUCGACCCAGCUUGGAAGAACCUCAAUCAUGGCUCGUUCGGUGCACCUCCUCGAGCCAUUCGAGAUAAGCAACGAGCGUACCAAGAUGAAUGUGAAGCUCGACCAGAUCUCUUCAUACGCCACACGUAUCCAAAGCUGCUGGAUGAGUCCCGAGCAUCUAUAGCCAAACUCCUCAAUGCUCCAAUCGAGACCAUUGUUCAUGUUCCGAAUGCUACCAUGGGUGUCAAUACCGUGCUUCGUAAUAUUCCUUGGCAUGAUGAUGGAAGAGACGAGAUUCUUUACUUCAACACCAUCUAUGGAGCUUGCGGAAAGACAAUCGAAUGCGUGGCUGAGAUCAACCGCUAUGCCGUCCAACCACGAGAGAUGCAUGUGACCUACCCGCUCUCAGACGCCGAUGUCGUAAAGGUCUUCAAAGAGACUAUACGCGCCUCUCGAGCAGCCAGGAAGUUUCCACGUGUUGCGGUCUUCGACACAGUAUCCUCACUCCCCGGUCUCCGCGUGCCCUUCGACCAGCUCACCAAAAUCUGCAAAGAAGAAGGAAUCCUAUCGCUCGUUGACGGCGCCCAUGGAGUAGGUCAUAUACCCCUCGAUCUCUCAGCUAUAGACCCCGACUUCUUUGUCAGUAACGUGCACAAAUGGCUCUUCGUCCCUCGUGGCUGUGCCGUGCUGUACGUACCAGUGCGAAACCAAGGACUUAUUCGGUCGUCCCUCCCAACAUCUCAUGGCUUUCAACCGAAAACCAGUGGUGGUGGAGGAACGCCUAGCUCGAUGCCACCGGCAGUAAACAGCGAGUUUGUAAAUAACUUCGAGUUCGUGGGUACCAUUGACAACACGAACUACCUCGUCGUCCCUGAAGCUAUCAAAUGGCGAGAGGAGGUCUGUGGUGGCGAGAAAGCUAUCAUGGAGUAUAACACGAACUUGGCAAGAGAGGGCGGGAAAGCAGUAGCGAAGUACCUGGGGACGAAGAUUCUGGACAAUGACGAGCACACUUUGACGGAUUGCAACCUGGUGAACGUCCUGCUGCCAUUGGAGGUCUCCGAAUCCGCUAUCCCUGGGACUAAUACGGUCAAAUCAGCGGAUGUAGCUGAAGUUACGUUGAGGCUGCAAAAAAUACUGAUUGACGAACAUAACACUUUUCUUGCUAUAUUUUUCUUUCAGGGACAGUGGUGGGCUCGUUUGAGUGGACAAGUGUACCUGGAUAUCACAGAUUUCGAGUGGGUCGCUGAGAAGUUGAAGGAGGUUUGUGAGCGUGCUGGGAAGCAAGGGUUCUUGAAAAAGGAGAAGUGA
Messenger RNA from Lachnellula hyalina, 1389 nucleotides. Its product is annotated as Hercynylcysteine sulfoxide lyase. Lineage: Eukaryota; Fungi; Ascomycota; Leotiomycetes; Helotiales; Lachnaceae. The record is from RefSeq and is a predicted model, not a curated record. The transcript is spliced from 3 exons. The coding region runs from base 1 to 1389 and encodes 462 amino acids.